AUGUCGGUAGAGAAGUCCUGGAAUAAUAGUACUUGUGUACCUUCAAUAGUGAGUGAUUUAAUCUUUCGGUCUUCUAACUCUGAUAUUCGAGUCUCUGCCUCUGUCAGCCUACUGGAGAACUGCCUAAUUUCCACCGUCAACCCAGCCAGAUCUUUUUCAAUGACUCAAGUUGUGGUCCUGGAUCAGCUCAAAAGGGAUGGCAUUCACAGUUCCUCUGUGUUGAGGAUGCUGUCUUGCAUCAUCAGGUGGUCAGAGACUCAUCAGAGUAUUAUCUCUGCCAUUCAUGUUACUGGAGUCAACAACUUUCUCAUUUACCAACAGCUACAUCUGGGAUUUUUGGACCUUAGCUUUGAUGGUGUGACAAUUAAAUCUCUGUUACCAGACACAUCUACCAUAUAUGUGCCUGAUACACCUAAUAAUGCUAAGGAGCAGCUUAUUGAUGCUGUUCUGGUUCUUAAGUUUUAUGGGGAUGCAACUAAGCUAAGUCUAUUAGAUUUUCUUCUGCCUUCUUUGUUCCCUUUUGGGACACCACAAGCAUCACAAGCUUACAGCUACAACUUUAGCAGCCUGGAUUAUGGCGUUGAUCAAAAAGUCCUAUCCGGUAGCAGAACAAGAUAUAUUAAACCUACAAAACCAGCUGCAUCUGCAGGAAAAUGUGGUUCAUGGGGCAGAGGAGCAUACCAGUUAAUAAGUGGCCAAACAUUCUACGCCAUGUCCAAAAGUCUUGUCACCUUAUGCCGUCACUGUGUGGAGGAUGGUGCCCAGUUUAAUAUCGAAAUGAAGCGUGACAUAACUGGAUAUAUUGAAAAAAUAAAAAUCAACUUAGAUAGCAAUUACUAUGAAAUCCAAGGGAGCAACAUUUUAGUUAAUGAUGUACCGGUCAAACUGCCAUAUAUGAACAAACUGGCUGGUAUUAAAACAUGUGGAAUGUUCAAAAAAGUUUUUAGCCGUCGAAAUGUUUUAUCAGCAACGUGGCAUGAAACUAGCACUUUUAGAUUAACUUUGAGUGGGGGACUUCAAACCUGCGGUCUUUGUGGAAAUGGAAGUACAAUUCCAGAUAAGGAUAUUUAUGAACACUUUGAAAGCUGCAUUGUUGAAAAAGACGGUGAAACAGAAAUUGUAUCAUCAGAUCCUGUUAAAGAAGGAACAUUAUACUGUCAGGGUAUCAUUUCAUCUUACUUCUCAUCAUGUGAUUUUGAAAACACUUCAUUAAAUGACUUAAUAAAAAUGUGUGCUUGUGAGUAUGACACCUGUGACCAAGAAGAUAAGAGACUAUGCACGUGUACAACAUUUACUGAAAUGUCCCAGAUUUGUGGAUCCACAGGAUGUUUAGGACAAGUUAAAUCAUGGAGGGAUGAUUCCAACGUAAAGUGUGGUAAACCUAAGUGUCCAGAGACACAGAUCCAUGAUGAAUGUGCUCCUGCUAAUGAACCAAAAUGCAGUAAUCCAAGACCCUUCCAAGAUAGUGGCUUUAUCCCUGGCUGUACCUGCCUUCCUGGUCAAGUUGUUGAUGACAUUAGUGGAAGCAAUGCGUGCACUGCUGUGGCUGAUUGCCCAUGCUCAUACGGAGGAAAAAUCUACUCGUCAGGAGAAAAAAGAAAAAGUGUUUGCAGCUCAGAGUGCACAUGUGAAGGUGGAAUAUGGUCUUGUACUAAAGGGAGAUGCCCUGGCACAUGCAAAGUGGAGCAAGGGAUAUAUGUUACAACCUUCGAUGGCAAAACAUUCAACUUACAUGGGGACUGUCAAUAUUUAUUAUCUUACCAAGAAGAUUCUUGGUUAAUUUAUCUUGAACUAGGACAGACAACAUCUGCACAGGCAACAACUUACAUAAACAGUGUAACUCUCAGUUGUCCAAAGGGAAAGGAUAAACAAACAUUUGUUUUUAGCAAGGAUGGAGCACUUUCAAAUUCUGAUGUGAAAAACCCCAAAUUUUAUGAGUCAGACCAACUACAGCUAUACCGUUUAGGUGGUUAUUGGCAAAUACAAAUUAGCAAUGGCCCUCUUCUUGUAAUACAGAUCAUCCCUAAAAUGCAGGUGUAUAUAUCUGUUCCAAAAGAAGGAUUAAGUGAUACAAAAGGUCUUUGUGGGUCACAUAACAAUAACGCAGAAGAUGACUUUACAUCAAGUCAAAAUAUAUUGGAGUCUUCACCUGAUGUAUUUGCAAACUCCUGGAAAGUGUCUUCUUGCCCUAAUCCAACACCACCUUCUUGUAUUAAUUUGGACAAUGAAAAUUAUGCAACUGAGCAUUGUUCCCAGAUUACGGAUAUUAAUGGAGCAUUUAGUGAAUGCCAUGCUAUUUUGGACUACACACAAUUCCAUUCGAGAUGUAUAUACUCAACCUGUAUAAGUGAUGAUCCUACUCAAGCCUGCUGUGCAGCAAUAUCAAAUUAUGCUAUGGCUUGCGCUGAGAACGGAAUCAAAGUAGACUGGAGAAAAGACAAUUGCAAAAAAACAUGUAAGGAUGAUUUGGUUCUCCAAUUCAGUCAUGUGUCCUGCUAUCGUUCAUGCCAUUCUUCUGGAAAGGCAGAGAAACGUUGUGAAGAUCACGAUCUUCAAAUUGAAAUAUGUGGUUGCCCAGAGGGAAAAUAUGUAAAUUAUCAGGAGUCUUGUGUUCCCAAAUCUGACUGUGAAUGUCGCCUUGCUUCCGAAAUAAUACCUGCUCAACAGUCAAUUAAAAUAAAUGAACAUGUAUGCUACUGUUCUGGAGGAACUGUAACCUGUAAAUCAGAAAAUCAACCAAAAGAAGAAUGCGCAGGUGGUUCAGAAUUUGUAGAUUGCGUUUAUCCAGAUUCCCGCCCACAAACUGAUUUAGAAUGCAGUACUAGACAUUUACCAAAGAUACAGGGAGGAAAAAACUGCAUACCUGGAUGUUACUGUCCAUCACCAAUGGUCAGAAACUCAAAAGGAGAAUGUAUUCAGCCCUCUGAGUGCCCAUGUGUUUUUGGAGGUGAAGAAUAUGCAAAUGGAAAAUCUGUGACCAUUUCAUGCAAUGAAUGUAAAUGCAAAGAUGGACAAUGGGAAUGCACAAAGAAUGAGUGUCAUUCUACUUGCCAUAUCUACGGCGAUGGACAUUUCAAAACGUUUGAUAGCAAGUGGUUCAGUUUUGAUGGCCUUUGUCAAUAUGUAAUUGCUGAAGAUUAUGUUAAUGGAGGAAAAGGAACAUUUAGGAUCUUGGCACAAAGUGUUCCAUGCUGUGAAGAUGGACUAACCUGUGCAAGAAAAAUUGUUAUGUCAAUUUCUAGUACAAGCAUCGUUCUUCAGGAUGGAACAGCAACAAUGGAGAAUGUUGAAUGUUCUGACUGUUCUUCUACAAAGCUUGUAGAUACCAUUGCCGUACAAAAUGUUGGUAUCUAUGUGACAAUUACUUCAGAUAUCGGAAUAACAAUUAUCUGGGACAAAAGGACAAGAAUAUCAAUUAUACUAGAUCCCCAAUGGACAGGAAAAGUAAGCGGUCUUUGUGGAAAUAAUAAUGGAGACCAAAAUGACGAUUUCGUAGCGAGACAUGGUGCAUUAGUUGCUGAUGCAUUAUCUUUUGGAAAUUCUUGGAAAGAAGAUUCUUCUUGCCAGGAUACUGUGGCACAAGUAUUCCCUUGUGAUGCCAAUCCCUAUUGUAAAUCAUGGGCUUUAAGAAAAUGUCAGCUUAUAAAGGAAGCUGCAUUUAGUAGCUGUCAUUCUAAAGUUAACCCAGAGCCGUAUUAUGAAGCGUGCAUGAAAGAGGCCUGUAUUUGUGAUAUGGAAGGCAAAUAUGUUGGGUUUUGUACUACUGUGUCCAUGUAUGCUGAUGCAUGCAAUGCUGCAGGGCAAUGUGUUCAAUGGCGUUCUAUAGAUUUGUGUCCUGUGUUUUGUGAUUAUUACAAUGGGUAUGGAGAAAAUAUUUGGCACUAUGAAGCCGGUGGGUCAUCAAACAUGCUAACAUGCAGUGGGAUUAAAAAUAAAGCUUCACCAACACUAGAAGGUUGUUAUGCCAGAUGUCCUAAAGAUGCCCCGUAUUAUGAUGAAAAUACCAUGAAGUGUGUUUCACUUUCAAAAUGCAGUUGUAGUUACAAAGGACAAGUAAUUACCGCUGGAACAAUAGUUAUAGAUGAUUGUGGAAGAAGCUGCUGCUGCAAGGAAGGAGAAGUAGAUUGCACAGGAACACCAGGUUAUGAAGUAACUAAACCAACACCAGGAACACCAGGUUAUGAAGGAACGCCUGGUUAUAAAGGAACACCAGGUUAUGAAGUAACUAAACCAACACCAGGAACACCAGGUUAUGAAGGAACACCAGGUUAUGAAGUAACUAAACCAACACCAGGAACACCAGGUUAUGAAGUAACUGCACCAGAACCAGGAACACCAGGUUAUGAAGGUAUAGUCUUACUUAUGUAUAUUUUUGAAUGA
Messenger RNA from Bombina bombina (fire-bellied toad), 4380 nucleotides. Its product is annotated as mucin-19-like. Bases 1 to 4380 code for a protein of 1459 amino acids. The record is from RefSeq and is a predicted model, not a curated record. NCBI's taxonomy places the organism in Eukaryota, Metazoa, Chordata, Amphibia, Anura, Bombinatoridae. Gene Ontology annotation, molecular function: protein binding. The transcript is spliced from 46 exons. Gene Ontology annotation, cellular component: extracellular matrix.